CGGCGGCCGCGCUGCCUCGGAGCCGCCCGGUCUCAGGGCAUCAGCGGGCGGCUCGCUGAGGCGGGAUGCCCUCCGAGUCCUUCUUAAUUGUCGGUCCCCGCAGGACGACAACAAAUUGCCUCCAGCACCUCGACUGAAGCACCAGGACCUGUUCUGAAGUCAUGGGGAAUAUUUUUGGGAAUUUGCUGAAGAGCCUCAUAGGAAAGAAGGAGAUGAGGAUCUUAAUGGUGGGGCUGGAUGCUGCUGGGAAAACGACAAUCCUUUACAAACUGAAACUGGGGGAAAUAGUCACCACCAUCCCUACAAUCGGAUUCAAUGUGGAGACGGUGGAGUACAAGAACAUCAGCUUCACUGUGUGGGACGUGGGCGGACAGGAUAAGAUCCGGCCCCUCUGGAGGCACUACUUCCAAAACACUCAGGGUCUGAUCUUUGUGGUGGACAGUAACGACAGAGAACGUGUGAACGAAGCUCGAGAGGAGCUGAUGAGGAUGCUGGCAGAGGACGAGCUGAGAGAUGCAGUUCUCCUUGUGUUUGCAAAUAAGCAGGAUUUACCAAACGCCAUGAACGCCGCGGAGAUCACAGACAAGCUGGGCUUACACUCCCUCCGUCACCGCAACUGGUACAUCCAGGCCACAUGCGCCACCAGUGGCGACGGCCUCUAUGAGGGCCUUGACUGGCUGGCCAAUCAGCUCAAGAACAAAAAGUAAGAGGGGGCAAACCUGGAAAACACAACCGGCAAGCCACCCGAUCCAGUGUUUUCUUUCCUCUGGGGAUGGAGGGUGAGGUUUUGGUGCGAGGGUUUUGACUGGCAGGCGCAAAACAAGACCCUGGUUUUGAGGGAGACUUCAUUUUUGCUCCGUGCUCAGUGGUUAUUUAAAGAAAAAAAGGUUCAUAUCUAAUCACAUACACUGAUUCACACUAAACGUAAGCAGUCACAGCAGACACUUGCUUUUGCUCCGUCCACCUCUCGUUCUUUGGUUCGGUGUGCUUUGUGUUAGUCUGUAGGUGCCGUGUCCAGUUUUGGUUUUCCAGCUGUGAGUCAUUAAUCGUUGUCCCGUCCUGCAGGGUCACAGAGAUGUGUUACACAGCCACGUUAUCUUUGCGGAUUCUGAUGGUUUGCUCUCCGUUUUGUAAGCAGUGCUGAACACUUAGUCUCGAUGCAGAGGGAUUUUUCAUCACAAACACUAAAGAAACAUUUCUUACCCUGUAUUUGGCUUCAAACAUAAUCCCAUAUAGUCAGGUCAAGCUCUCUGUCCCUUCUGGAAAAAAAAAGCUUCUCCACAGCAUGAUGCUGCCACCACCAUGUAUCAUGGAGGGACUGUCAGCUCCCUCCACAUGUUAAACAAACAAAAUCUUACUGCUGUAUUUUGGGAAUAUUAUGAUAUCCUGUAUUUAACUCUAUUGAUCUCCAAUUAACUUUAACCAGCUUCCCAAAGUCCCUGCUGAAGAAAAGCCUCCCCACAGCAUGAUGCUACCACCUCCAUGUUUCAUGGUGGAGAUGUUAAGCGCCGUGUGUGGAGUUAGUUUUCGUCUGCAUCUAUCCACACCUGCAUGUUGGCUAGAUGCAGAACGGCUUCUUCCUCAAGUUUGCUGUGUCUCCUAUAGAGGUGGGGGACAUGGGAUUAGAAAUUUAUUGCACUGUUUUAUGUUACUAUUAUGACAGUAACGGUGAGAAAAAAAAAUUAGGACUUGUUUUUUUUUGUAAUUAUGGCUGUGACUACAUGUCACAUCUUUUAUGGAAUCACAAAUACAAAUAUUGUUCUUGGAAAAACCUUCCCAUUUGAAUUAGUCUUCUUCGGGAUGCCACUGAUUUGAAGAACUGUGGUUUUUACAUCACCAAACUGCACAGAGCAGCUGCAUUUAAUCAUAUUUUCAAAGUUACUGAUAUUUAUUGAUUCCCGAAACAAACAAUGGAGAAAAUUGUGGAAAUGAUUAUUCUGUCAGCUUUGUGGGGUUUUUAAGAACAUUAAUUGAAACUUAUCGGGAGGACAAAAAAAAUCAAAAUUUGUAUUUAAAUUUUAUCAUGAAUGAUUUGAUAAAUGCCCACUUACAGUCCUCUAUAUGCAAAACAUAAAAGAGGAGAUGGUUUUCUUUCUUCUUGCCACUCUUUUAUAAAGAUCAGAUGAUGUAGAGUUCAAAACAGCAGCAGCUCUGUGUCAGUUUUACUUUCUGUUUCCGCUGUUCUGAACUGCAGAACCUGGCUUUACGUUGUAAUAGCAUUCUGCAGAUUCAUACCAUCAUAGCUGGCUCUGAUGGUUUCCUUGCAGGGAGCAGAAAUAAUAACCCAAUGAACAUCUCUCCCUUCAUGCUAAAGACACAUCCUCUUACUGCCCCAAUAUGGACAUCUUUUGAGAGCCAUACUGUCGUAGUAGUUGCUUGUGGCAACCUGAAGCACUGAAACUGGACAUUUUAAAUAUUUAAACCUGUGCUAUACGCUCUCAGUUACCUGACAUGGAUGCAGCCUUAUCAGCAGCCCUUCUCCAUUCAGAAAUCCAUAGAUGAGGAGGUUACUUGUAGGUUUUGUCACCACAAAAAUUGACUAAAGCUCUGCUAUCAACAUGAAGUGCCAGCAUAAGCUUAUGUAUUUUUAGGACAUAUAGAAUCAUUUUAUAGUACAAUCAAACAAUUAUGUUACCUUCAGUUGUUACAAAAAUGCUUUAUAUAUCAAACAUGACUUAAAGUAAACCCAAUUUUCAAUUUGGCACCUUGAAAUUGGGCAACUGUGUCUUUAAGAAGGUUUCCAACACUAAUUAGUUAUCACCACAAAGCUCCUUCAUCAUGCUGUCUAAAAUCAUUCUUAGGAGCGCUAGACUGAAAAGUAGAUCACACAGUGAACUCAGCAGACACGCAGUUCCACCAGGUGUUUGCUAAAUGUUGCUGCCGCUAGUCUGCAGGAGCUCAAUGGGGGAGUUGUAGAGGAGGGCUGCUGUGUGAGGUCGGAGCUUGGCUCCAAGGACAAGCUUUGUGGGAAAGAUGACGUUCUGUGAGAACCAGUGUUUUGCACAGCUGAAUGGUUGCUACAGAAGUUUAAAGAAUUUCUCGAACGUGCAUGAAAGAAUCAAAUCAACUCUCUAGGUAUGUUUUUGAUGAGGGAAUGACAUUAUAAUAUAUCAUGAAGUUAAAAAAUGUCACACUAUCACCCCUUUAAAGUGAGACACAGCUGCUUGUCCUCCUAAUGCGUCUAAAUCAGCUCUCAAAUAGGACCAUCUUGUGUUUUCUGUUUUUGUUUUCCCCGUUGAUUCUGUCACUUAUGGCUCAACUGCUGAAUGUGAAUAUUGUGAAGGUAUCUUCACCCGGCUGUAAUUAUAGGUAGUUAAUGUUCUAUUUGCAUAUCUAUUGAAAGGAGAGACAACACGUCUCCACCUUUGUCUCUGACUGAUGACGUCACGGCUGAAACCAGCAGAAUCCACAGAUUUUUAAUGUCUUGCAAAAGUAUUCACCUCUGCAUUCUGCCACAUUGCAACAAAUAUACUUUAAUGUUUGUAACUGGACUUUUAGGUGAUCAACACAAAAGGAAUUGUAUAGGUGUGACGUGGUUUAAAUUAUUACCUUGUACUCCAUUCCAUUAUUUUAACAACUUUGACAAGUUGGCUUGUCUUUUAUGAAAUAAUAUGGCCCACAGCAUGAUGCUGCCACUACCAUGUUUCAAAGAGGGAGUUGUUGUGUGCAGUAUUUGUUUUCUGACACAUUUAGUGUUUUGCUUGUUAAGUUUUAAGCUCAUCUGAUAGGAUCAGACUUUGAAGACAAAUUUCCUUCCAAUUCGCUGUGAUGCAUCUCUUUGCGUUGCUCUAUCUCACCAUAUCCUGACAAAAUGCAUUGAAGUUUCUGAUUGUCAAAAUGACCAAACACCAACAGUUAACGUUGAAAGCCGGAUGAUUACUUUUGCAAGGUGCUAAAUGUCAAUAAGAUGUUUCCCCUGUGCCAUACUCAAUCACAUACUAUCAGCAGUGUCACCUACUGUACAUCCUCUGGCAUCUUUUCAGUACUUUUCUCCUAUGGAACGUGUUAUACGGUAAUGGAUCGAUUCAUUUUGGGGGUUCAUGUGGCCUUAUAGUUACAUUUUUAAUUUGACUUGCACAUAUUUAUCUAUUUCAAGACAAGCAACCUGCAGUUUAUGAAUCAGCGCCCUCAAAAGCCAGAUUUUGCACUGCUCUUCACAUUGACAAGGCAAACAUUUCCUCACAAGGCGUUCUCUUUGUUUUACUGGAUUCAUGUUCGGUGGUUGGACUUCUUCUUUGGCUUUCUUUGGAGUUUAAAUAAACUUUCACGUAGACGGUGUCUGUAAAACAAUGGUAAUUAGUGUGGAAAAGAAUAUUUCCCUUCAUUCAUUCUUUACCAUUAUAGUUGCACAAGUAGAUUUCAAAAAAUUGUUCCAGUGCUGAAUGCAUGGAGACAUCUGUAUGUGAUGUAAGACAAGAUCCUGCUGUAUUAAAAAAAUAAACUCAUUUAUUGUA
This is a messenger RNA of Poeciliopsis prolifica (blackstripe livebearer), 4454 nucleotides long. It is a transcript of the gene arf3b, whose product is annotated as ADP-ribosylation factor 3b. Gene Ontology annotation, cellular component: plasma membrane; cytoplasm. NCBI's taxonomy places the organism in Eukaryota, Metazoa, Chordata, Actinopteri, Cyprinodontiformes, Poeciliidae. Gene Ontology annotation, molecular function: GTP binding; GTPase activity. Gene Ontology annotation, biological process: vesicle-mediated transport; intracellular protein transport. The transcript is spliced from 5 exons. Bases 162 to 707 code for a protein of 181 amino acids. The record is from RefSeq and is a predicted model, not a curated record.